This is a messenger RNA of Saccostrea cuccullata (small rock oyster), 2513 nucleotides long. RefSeq lists its product as uncharacterized. The transcript has 7 exons. Bases 13 to 1155 code for a protein of 380 amino acids. Lineage: Eukaryota; Metazoa; Mollusca; Bivalvia; Ostreida; Ostreidae. The record is from RefSeq and is a predicted model, not a curated record.
AGUUCCUGCAAGAUGCAUAGAUGCCUAAUUAAAUUUCCGGUUUAUUUUGCCGCGCGGGAUUUCCAAUCGUUUCAAUUUUUUGUCAUCAACAAGAUAAAAAUCAACAUCAGUAUGAGUCAAUGUUUCGAUUCCGAUAGCAUUGAAUUUAGUGAUGAUGGAUCUAAAAGUGAAAACGAACAUUCUGAAAAACCCUCUACCUCAAAACAGGGACAGGAGUACGUCUCCAAACCAAAAAGGCGCCGGUUUACAUGUCCGCCACCCAUCUUUGAAUCUUCGGAUGAGGAAAAUGGUGCACGAGAGUGUCAGGACGCUGUAGCUACGGUAACACCAAGUGCAUCAACGCCAGGUUCUUCAACGCCAGUAGGAGAAAAAGGAAACACAGUCAACACUGAAAAAACCGACACACCUGUGCGUGGAGAGAGUAAAUCAUUAAGAAGUGUUCUUGACACACUUCUCAGACAACAAAAUGAAAUCCUUGAGAGGAUAAAAGUCCUGGAGAAUAAAGAGCAGGAAAAAGAGGCUUCCAGGGAGGAAAAAAUUCAUGUUCCCCCAAGUGUACGGAAUGCUGUUAGAGAUGGAUACAGCGAUGGGUUAAAGAGAGGUUUCAUCUGGAAUUUUGAGAAGAAAAGACCACAAGAUGAUGAAAACCAGGAGAUGUCCUCACACAUAUCCACUUUUGUCAAAGGAUGGAAUACCACAGUAGAAGAGAGGAUAAUUCAAUGUGGUCUGCGAAGAUAUUUCCUGUCCAAAAAACAGGAAGAUGUUUUAUCUAAGAAGAACAAGCUGCAAGAUCAGAAGCAGAAGAGAGUCCUGUAUGAGAGGAAGAAGGAGAAAGCAAAGCGCAGGACUCGGGCCCUAGAACAUCUGAAAAACAAGGGUUGGCAAACUGAGCAGAGGAGGGCCCAAAUAAUGAAAAUAUUGAAGGUGGAAUACACCUCCAGUGAUGAGGAGUGUGAGGAGGGGUUUGUUACUCAUCCCCCAUCUUGGCAGAGUGACACCUUUGCCAAGGUCAAGAGUACCUUGGACAAGGUAUAUCUUGAGACCUGCUCUGUGAAGAGCAAACGCUUACUUCAAAAGAGACGUAUUGGAGGUAGUCACGUUAAGGAGCCCCCUACUAUUCCAGAGGAGUGUUUGUGGAUGCUAAAAAAAGAUUAAAGAAGAAAAUUAGAAAAUAAGAAAAGCAUAUCAUUCUGUUUAUUUCUUUUGGCAUUUUUGAAUGAAAAAUCCAUCCUAAUACAUGACUACCUCCACUACUCUUUUACAUUAUUCUGCGGUUAAAGAAACCUUACAUGUAUGUAUACACAUCAUUUAUUUACUCAAUGUACAUUUUUAAACUGAAUAUUUACUACAUGUAUAAUGUAAAAGAAUUUUUCCUACUUUUUUUAUUUUUUAACCAUUUAAAUAAUUUUUCACAAAAUCUUCGUCCUUUUGUUAAUUUGGUUUAAUUAACAAGAUCUUUAUUUAUUACAGAUGAUUAUGUAAAUAAUUAUAGUAAAACUUGGUUAUAACAAGGUCAAUGGGUCACAGUAGCUGUAAAAUUAAACAUCAAAAUUUACGAAGUCAAUUGCUACAAUUGAAUGAAUAUAAUAUAGGGCGAAAUCAACUUUUUAUACAUACAGUCUGGAUUAUUGAAAUUUGCUUGAUUUUUUAGGCAGUAAAUGUAACUCAAUAUUAAAUAUGCCUUGUAUAGCAGCAUCAUUAAUUUAGAGAUCUGAUUAGGACAAAGGCAUCAACAUAUAUACUUAAUGUAUAUAUGUAUUAGUUUUAGUUACGGUAUUCCUUCAAAGUCCCACACUUGAUAGUUCAAUGCUGUAUUUUAUUUUUUUUUUUAUUAUUAUUAUUUUGUUUCUCUGUUUUAUUUGUUUAUUUGUAUAAAAAUUUAAAAUGAGAUUGUUAUUUGAUACUUAACUUUAUAUGUAUCCUUAAUCAAGCUGAUGGAUCACAGUACUUUUAUUAUACCAUUAAACUGAUAAAAAAUGUGGCCAAAUGUUUUUAUUUUAUGUUUUUACAUGGGAAAGGAUAUUUAAGAGCAUUGAUCCCUUGCUUUUGAAUGCCAUGUUAAAGUGGAGAUUUAGGGGUUAAAAAAGUUUUGUUGACAUAAAAAAGCUGCAUAAAAGUUGAAAUUUUGUUAAAUCAAAAGAUCUGCAAAAGUUGCAAAAGAUGACCUUUUAGUUUGAAAAGGUUUAUAAAAGUAGAUCUAUCAAAAUCUGAAAGGUAUAAAAAAGUAGAUAUUUUUAAUAAAAAAAGUUACAGAAAAGAUCAAGUUUUGUAAAAUGAAAAGGUUAAAAAAGACAGUAUUUUUCUCCAAAAGAUGGAUAAGAUAUAGUAUUUUGAUGCAAAAAAGGUGUAUAAAAGUGGGCCAUUUGGAUAUCUUUUUUGGAUACAAAAGCUGAUCAAAAUUUGAUCUUUUGUACCUUUCAUAGAAAAAUUAAAGGCGCAUGAAAGGUGUCAAAAGGUGAAUGAAAUGUGGCCUUUUGUUUACCUUUUGGAUAUACAAAAGGUGGUUUUUCGUG